This is a messenger RNA of Symbiodinium natans, 1806 nucleotides long. The record is from the annotation of a GenBank genome assembly. Lineage: Eukaryota; Dinophyceae; Suessiales; Symbiodiniaceae.
AUGAGGUCUCACGGCCCCCAUGGUUUGCUUGUGGAAGCCGUCAAAACCCAACAACGGAGUAGUGACAUCGCUCGAGAAGGGUGGCGACACUAUUGUGGAUCACUUGGCAACGGGAUCCAGGAUCCCGCCAAGCAUAGCCUCGAGUUCUUGCAGGAGUUCUUGGCUUUGCUGCAAUCUGAAGAGAUUCUGAGUCAGAACUUGGAGAAUGUGGAGAACCCCGAAGGGCGGCUUGUGCGGAGCUGCUGUCCUUCACUUGGCUCAGAACAGCUGGAGAUCCUAAUGCCUGAGAGCGAGGUGAGCGUCAUGAAAGACGUUGUAAAUUCCAAUUGCUAUGGCUUUGCCCCUGGUAAAGCUUGCACCCUUUGCUCUGGCGACAUUGUGCUGGACAUCGGAGCACACGUUGGCACGGCAUCAGCUUUGGCUUUGAAGACUCUUGGGGUUUCUGUGGUUUGUGUGGAACCGCAUCCCGUAACUUUCGGCCUCUUGUCCAGUAACCUUGCUUCCAGCCCGAGGGCUACACUUGUGAACAAGGCGCUGGCUGAGUCGUGCGGCAAGCGCGAUCUCUAUGCGCACCGGGGCACCAACAAUCCUUCUCGCCUGUUUUUUGCGUCACUUUUUGCCACGCGCAGCCACGCGGACGUAACCAUUCCAGUGGAGUGCGUGACGUUGCAGGAACUUAUUACAACAUACAGCCCCUCGGUAAUUAAGAUUGAUGCUGAGGGGGCAGAACGGUACUUGGCAUCUAUCCAGGACUUCGGAGUUGUGCGACGGCUGGUUGCAGAGUGGGAUUGGGCCCACAACCGCCACCGAGACAUGUGGGAUGAUGCCAGGAGGGCUCUCGAGCUGCAUGGCUUUAAGCUCACAAUUCGCGGUCGCAUGCCUGACUUUGAUGAACAUGGGCAUGCAAUCCUUACAGAUGGGCGCCUUAAGAAACGGGGCAAUACAGGAAUGAUCUUCUUCGCUGCCCGGAAGGUCCGGAAGGGCUGCGCGCAACCGGCGCCAGCUGUGUCGGAGACCUGCGAAGCUGCUGGUGAUGCAGCGCCGGAAGGAGCACUGCAUGUUGCAGGUGCGCAGCCCGACCUAGCCUCGCAACUGGAGGCCUUGACGCUGGAGCAAAUGGAGGAGCGCCUAGUUUACUUUGGACAAGAGGUACGGCCGGUUGCUCCCACGGAGUUUUUCCUCACGGGCUUCAAGGAGCGGCGCCGCGGCGAACUGGUCCGGGCCUUAUGUGAGGCGUACAAGUCUCAAGCCCGUAUCUUCCAGGCUUCGAAGGGCCUCCCGCUUCAGACAGAGCCUCUCAGUCCUCUCAGUCGCCUGCUGGCAGUAUUGCGGCGCGUCAAGUUUGAAGAGAAUGCCCGGCCAAGUGUGAAUGCAUCGGGCUACAUCAUCUUGAGGGCCGCUCAGGCCGCGAAGUUUGCGGAGUCCUGGGGUGAUGAGCGCUUGCUGGGUGAGCUGUGGGCUCUGGCUGGAGAAGUGCUGCGUGAGGCAUCUCCGAAGGCCGCCGCGUUUCAUUUCACGGCUUUGGCAGUGACAAAGAAUUUCCGAGGGAGCCCGCAUGUAGAUCAGAACGACCUAUCGGUGCAGUACGCGCUGUCGACGGGGAGUUUUGAAGAGGGUGGGGAGCUGUGCGUUGAAGAAAACCCAAAUUUAGUUCAUGUACUGGACACGCGCAACCGCCUGGCAUGCAUUGAUGGUCGCUUUCCUCACUGGGUCUCUGGCUACACUGGGGAGCGGUUUUCUGUAAUCUACUACCGCAGCAGGGGCGAUUUUGACCCACCGAUUCUUGCUGUACAUCCCGCUUGCUGA